Molecule: messenger RNA, 7256 nt
Organism: Sphaerodactylus townsendi
Lineage: Eukaryota; Metazoa; Chordata; Lepidosauria; Squamata; Sphaerodactylidae
Gene: PTBP3
Product: polypyrimidine tract binding protein 3
Exons: 15
Coding region: 105-1763 (552 amino acids)
Biological process (GO): regulation of RNA splicing; mRNA processing
Cellular component (GO): nucleus
Molecular function (GO): mRNA binding
Source: RefSeq, a predicted model, not a curated record
UCCUUUCUGGUUUUCCCUCAGCGAGGCGGCCGCUCCGCUUCCUUUCCUUUCCCUCCCCCUUUCGCCGUCCCGUCCCUCGCCGCUUCCUUCCUCCUGUCUGUGCCAUGGAUGGUGUUGUUACAGAUCUUAUAGCAGUCGGUUUAAAGCGUGGAUCUGAUGAGCUUCUUCCUUCUGGUAUCACUUACGGGCCUUUUACCAUGAGCAGUUCUACUCCUGCUACAGCUAAUGGGAAUGACAGCAAGAAAUUUAAAGGAGACAGAUCUCCAUGUUCCCCUUCUCGAGUCCUUCAUCUUCGUAAAAUUCCAAAUGAUGUCACUGAAGCAGAAGUCAUUUCUCUAGGUCUACCUUUUGGCAAAGUAACCAAUCUCUUGAUGUUGAAGGGAAAAAGCCAGGCUUUUCUAGAAAUGGCUUCGGAAGAAGCUGCUGUUACCAUGGUGAACUACUACACUCCUGUUACUCCGCACCUCCGCAGCCAGCCUGUUUAUAUCCAGUAUUCCAAUCACAGAGAACUUAAGACGGACAAUCUGCCCAAUCAGGCUAGAGCUCAAGCUGCAUUACAAGCAGUGAAUGCCGUUCAGUCUGGAGGCUUGGCACUCGCAGGUAUUCCAACUACUGAGGGCGGGCUGCCCCCUGGUCAGAGUUCCGUUCUUCGAAUUAUAGUGGAAAAUCUCUUCUACCCUGUAACUCUAGAAGUACUGUAUCAGAUCUUCUCCAAGUUCGGGACCGUUUUAAAGAUUAUCACUUUCACAAAGAACAAUCAGUUUCAGGCCUUGCUUCAAUACUCUGAUCCAUUGAACGCACAUUAUGCCAAAAUGGCUCUCGAUGGUCAAAAUAUCUACAAUGCUUGCUGCACUCUUCGUAUUGAUUUUUCUAAACUCACAAGCCUUAAUGUAAAGUACAACAAUGACAAAAGCAGAGAUUUUACUCGGCUGGACCUUCCUUCGGGCGAUGGGCAGCCUUCCAUUGACCCCACUAUGGCUGCUGCUUUUGGCACUCCGGGCAUCAUCUCCUCUCCAUAUGCAGGAGCUGCUGGCUUUGCUCCUGCAAUUGGCUUUCCACAAGCUGCAGGUCUGUCGGUCCCAACUGUUCCCAGCGCUCUUGGUCCUCUUGCAAUCACCACCUCUGCCAUGACCGGGCGGAUGGCCAUCCCAGGCAUUGCGGGAAUUCCUGGAAAUUCUGUCUUGCUUAUCAGCAACCUGAAUCCUGAUGCAAUCACACCAGAUGGACUCUUUAUCUUAUUUGGUGUUUAUGGUGAUGUCCACCGUGUGAAAAUCAUGUUUAAUAAGAAGGAAAAUGCCUUGGUUCAGAUGGCAGAUGCAACCCAAGCUCAGAUAGCCAUGAAUCAUUUAAAUGGACAGAAACUUUAUGGAAAGGUGCUCCGUGUUACACUCUCAAAGCAUCAGACCGUACAGCUCCCCCGUGAGGGACAAGAGGACCAGGGGCUGACUAAAGACUAUAGUAAUAGCCCUUUGCAUCGCUUUAAGAAACCUGGCUCAAAGAACUUCCAAAAUAUCUUCCCACCAUCUGCAACUCUGCACCUCUCCAACAUUCCACCUUCUAUAACGGUCGAGGACCUGAAGAGUCUUUUUGGUAAUACUGGAUGUAAUGUGAAAAACUUCAAAUUCUUUCUAAAAGACCACAAAAUGGCUCUCAUCCAGUUGGGUUCAGUGGAGGAAGCAAUCCAGGCUCUUAUUGAGCUUCAUAAUCACGAUCUUGGAGAAAAUCACCACCUCAGAGUUUCCUUCUCCAAAUCUACAAUCUGAUAUUUGUUGGGACACUUUCUUUUUAAGGACUUUACCUGCAGUUGAAAGUAAAACCUUCAGACAGAGACUGGAGUAGCCAAGACAAGUGCUGCAUCCUUCAAUUAUGAAAUUUGUAAUAAGUUGAUGUGCAUUUCUGUACACAUUAACUAAUCAAGGGAUCUUUCCACAUGUAUUGCUGUUUAAAAGGCUGAUGAUUCUCGUGAAAUUUCCUUCUCUAGUAUUUAAUGACAAAAACAUUUUCAGUAGAUGCCCCUUCUUCAAAUGAUUUCAGGAACAUAAUUUUUUUCAUUUAUUCUAAAAUGACCGUGCACAACUUUUCUGGGCCCCAUUAAAUUACCCCAUUGAAAGAAUGCCUUCAAAUUAAACUUAGCAGAUAGCUUUACAAUACUAAUAAAGAAUGAUUAUUUUUGGGUUUUUUGUGGAAUUUUUUUUUUUGACCAACCUCUCAGCACCAGUUGAAAAUAUUAGAGGAGAGGCAGGGCCCUUCCCCUCUCUGGAAUUACAGGAUUUCCAAAUCAUACAGUGGACAUCAGUAAAUUUUCCUUAGUGACACUUUUAACUAGGUAUUAAAUCAUGGCACGAGAUUUAAUUUUUAUCAAUAUGAAAUUAUGUGUCACUUGAUUUUUUGGGGAAAAAAUAAAAUAUGUCCUGAUUUCAAUUUUUUUUUACAUUUCUUUCAGAGAAAAAAAAAAUUUGUUUACACUUUUAAGGGAAAAAAAUUCAGGUCUGUCAUAUGGUUUGACAAAUUUUUAGAAAGGUUAUUUUUGGUAAGGUCUUGUUUAAAAAUACAAAGUUGAACCUCAAGGGUUUUUUGUACCACUAUAAUCUCUAAUACUUAAAAUCAGAAUUACUGUGUAUUUACUUAAUUUCUUACGUGCCUUAUUAUGUGCUUAUAAUGAUACAAUAGUUUAGAGUUUUAUCUGAAGUAUCUUAAACUGUAUUGUGGCUUGGUGAGAGUUUUUUUUUAAAGUUUGGUGAUUUUAAAAAGUUUUAAAUAAGUAAUAGUCAAAUCAGAUUUUUGGUGCUUUGGGACAGGGAUGGGGAGGUGACACUGAAGACCAAUCAGUUCACGUCCCGUAGGCCUCUUCACAAUAUUUGGGGGGUUGCAGCUGAGUGACAUCACUGUUGGGCUCAAAAGAAUGUUCUCCAGUUUCUGGACGGUCUCUAACCUGUUGAGCCAUUGGCUCUUUGAGAAUAUUUUUUGUCUCAGGAUUCCUUUUCACCCAACAGGACUUGGCUUACUGUACUAAACAUGGACUUGCUUUCCCUCAUCAACAUCGCAACUUCAGUCCUGAAUGUUCCCUCUUGUUUGGAGAGCAAGAUGAGAUGCAAAUUUUUUUUUUGGUGAAAUAUAGAUAUAUACAAGUUAUUUCUAUGAUUGUAAUACAAUGUUUUUAGAGGUGUCUCAAGAUGUUAUGUCUACUGAAAUUUUUCAUUGUUUGUAAGGUAUUCCUCAAGUUUAAGGGUGAUAGCUUUGGAGUUGGUCAUAUUUUUUUUAAAGAAAUGAAACGGAGCGUGACGGCUGGUAGCGCUUACUCAUCUUGGAUAUUUUUUGCAAGUCAGAUUUGGCCCUUCUGCAAAUGCGGCUCAGCAGAAAUCCAUAGCAUUAGCAUUUUUUUUUAAAAAAAAUGGUAAUUUUUAAUUUGGUGGCUUGGUAAAUAUCCUUGAAAUGCUAGCCUCUCAGUAACAUUGCUGUCAGUUGAAAGGAUAGGCAGUGAGCCUUAACCACUGCCUUAAAUUAUAUAGCUACAUUUGUGUGGAGGUGUCCAGCUGUUCCUGAUGGGAAACCUUUGGACACUGUUUACUAAAAUAUGUGCAUUUUUUUAUCGGGCAGCGUUGUGUUACACAGGGAAAUUUUAGUAUCCAUUAAUGACUGACCCUGUUCACCAUGACUUCACAGCCAUUUGAAAAUCAAGGUGUACAAACUAGCAAAGGGUUAUCAAGAUCUUUCCUUAGUUCAGCAGUGUCAUAUGAAACAUAUUAAACUCCAGUAUGGCACUUGAUCUCUUCAUUCUGUUGAUAUCAGCGGAACAUAGCUCUGAAUAAGCAUGUUCAGGGCGACAACCUAGCUAGACAUGACUUGACUAGCUUAUUGGAGUAGGGCUGUAAUGAAUGUGCUGCCUCAGUGUAAUUAAAGUUACCUUAAGUUUGGUCAUCACGAUGUGUUAAAUGCUGCUACAGAGGAGGGGGACAUUAUUGCAGUUGAAUGUAACUGUGAAGCAGGAGACAAACAACAGCCUGAAGUUUCGAGAAUGAGCAUUAGCAGUGUACAAUAUCAAGAGGAGAGGGUGAUGUGUUUGUGUGUGCAUUUGUGUGUGUGUGUGCAGUGUGAAAUAUCGUGUAUGCAGAUACACAUUGCAGACAUUUAAUUUAUUGACUUAACUAAUCUAAUCUGAAAGAAAGCAACUUUGUAGUUUUAAAGGGAGAAAAACAGUCAACAUAAACAGUGGCUUCAUUCUGCCCCUAGAAAAUGUCAUUUCUAGACUAACCGCAGCGUGUGUUUUAGGGCAUACGUUUUAUAUGCUGGCACCUUUAAAAGAGUUUCGCAGAAAUGUUGAUGGUAGAUAGCCAUCUUGCGUGGUCUUAUCAUAUAUUAUCUUUGUUGUAGUGCAUGUCUUCUCAACGCUUCGUGGUUGUUUUCACGUGGUUGGUUUAUUUUCACGCGUCUGUUUUCCAUGAGUUGCGAGUGAUGGCAGUACACUUUGUUUGCAUUUAAAACAACGGUUCCAUUUAGAACCAGUUUGAUUUACUCUCUCUUCUUAAAAAAGGACACUCUAUCAACCUCACGCUUUAGAAGGCAACUCCUUUCAUUGAGAUUAAAACAAUACUAACGUUUCCAUUUUCUUUUUCUUCUCAUUCUUUUGCUGCAGAACGUUAGCAUAAGAUGCCUCCUUACCUGUUUGGUUUGCAAUGAGUGUUCCACAGAAUUAAGGUGUUUCAGCGGAGGUGGUUAUUGGAUAUAGUAGCCGUCCGUGCAGAGCUCUCCUUGUCAAGUAUCCUAGUAUAGAAUGACCAAUUUUCCAGAAUAUUUGAUCUUUGCUAGCAUUUUAUCAGCCAAGUCUGUUCUCUGUUCUUUCACAAUUUGUCCUCAAAAUUGAUUGAGCUCAACACUGUGUGACCCGUGCAGUUCUCGAUCUCUUCCGCGUCAUAUAGUUGAAUCACUAACUGUACAGCUGAUGAAAUGCCUUCAGGUCCGUAACCAGUCAGGAAGCUUUUAACAUUUUGGCUGGAAAGACUUGGCAACAGUGCCUUUUCGUAUACCGGAGGAAGGGAAGAUAGCGUUUUUGAUUCAAGUAAUAUGGCAUGCACCGAAUUAUAGUAACAGACCAGAGGCAAAGUAGCUUUGAAUUUAGGUCAAAGGCCAAUCAGUGUUGCGAUGAACUUUCAACCGAAACUCCAUCUUAGCUGAAUGGUCCAUUUCGGUUGAUUGUGAUGUUCGUUACUAGAGGGUAAGUCUUAACAGCUUUCCUCCUGAGAGCAAAAAGCCACUGGUUUUGGAUACAAAGUGGAAGGACAGUAAUCUUCCAGUUCCUUUCUUUCGAAACCAGCACAAGGAGGAACCAAGUGCAUAUUUGUGGUUGGCAGAGGCUGCAGGUGCUUGAACAGUUUCAUUAUAUCUUGGAGUCUCUGGCUGCUAGCCCCUGUAACGAUUGGAAAAGCAAAUUUUAGAACUGUCAUUAAAGCUCGGAUUGCACUGUUUAUUCAACUACUAUGCCUGCUGCAAAUGUGUAGAGUUUCAAACAAAUAUUAAUGUCAAGCCUUUCCCAAACUUGGUUGCCUUUUGUCUCCCUGUCAGUUGUACUACAACUGUGCUUGGAGGAUAGAUACCUUGAGGGCUCUCUGUGCCUAUAUAUCUUAAAUGUAGCCUUGAGUUGUCUGUGGCACCUCUUUUUUUCCUUUUGUCUUUUCACAGAUUAAGAACUUGUAUGCAGUGGAAUCUUGUUGCUGUAAAACAUAGCGCAGGCUUUUGUUUUGUAAUGAAGAAACCUCAGAUUUCCCCUUUCACUCUUGAUCCUCUUAUAUAUAGUAUGCAUUGGUGUUUUCAAAGGAGAGGGGGCAGAGUGGUUAACUGCAUUAAAGCUGUAUUUGUUUGCCUUUUACUUUUUUUGUGUGGACUGGUAACUGAACAAAAACCGCCAGAUUUAAACAGUUGUGCUGAAAACUGUUCAAGUUGCACAGAGAUUUUCUUGAAGCAAAUUAACUCCUAAUUGUUUUUUGGUUUUUUUUGCAAAGAUCUGUAUGUUGUAUAUGAGACUGUUCUCUUUCUGGAGCAAAUCUUAACAAUUAGGAAUUAUUUGGAAUUGAAAAACUUCUAAAACUUAAUUUCAGGGUUUUUACAAAGGAAAAAAAACACACAAAAUGGGACCAAAGUUUAUGUGCCUUCAGUAAAUGUGUAUUUUUUUGCUCUCUAUUUCAGUCUUUACAAAUCGAUAUUCUUGUUUUCAAGAAAAUAUGUAUUUAUAUAGUAAAAACCAAAUGACUCAUGAACUGUCCAUGUGUGCAAUCAGUUGUAACUCUUUCAUUUGGGUUUGUUAUUCCUUUGCCUUCUACCAUUGUCGCAUCAAUACACUGUACCAUUCAGGAAUCCAAGUUAAAUUCUUCGUCGUUGGUUGCCUCGAGAGCAUGCUGUGAAGAGAUGAUAAAAUAGUGGUGAGCUUAGUAUUGGGACAACUUUCCAUGAUAAGCGAAGGGUAUGCGUUUUGGCAGAACCUUUGGUUUCUGAAUCUGUGUCCAGUAUUAGGGAUCAUAGUGGAAAACUAACCAGCUGCAUACUUGGAUUCAUCUUUUAAAUGUUUUAAAGUCCCCCGUCCCCCGUUCCCCAAUUCAUUCUACAGCUCCUGUAAAAAGUUAACCCCAGACUCUCACAAUAUUAUGGCUAAACAAGCACAUUGUUGCACUGGAUUGCCACCUCAUUGCAAUGACCAAAGAUUGUCUGCUCUGGUUACAUACUGAGACAUCUUCCCAAUCUUCUCUCCGGCUAUCUUUCCCGAAGGACUCUAUGUAAAGUGGCCUUUUUUUUAUGAAUGCCGUCGGUGAAUGGACCACUUGAUGAGAGAAGCUACUUUUUAGAAAAAAUGUGAACCAAAUGUAAUGGCAUAAGGCAACGGGCUAAUGGACUACUUAGUACUAUAUUCCAAAAAAAAAAAGGAGCAUAAUUACAGGAGUCAGACAUUCCCUAAUUUUUCUCAUGUUUCUAAGUCCCUGUUUCAGUUUGUAAAAAUAUUGAUCUAACACAAGAAAAUGCUGUAAAUAUUUGUAACAACAUUUUUUACCUGGCAAAAAAAAAAAAAAAGGUUUUGGGGAACAAGUAUAAAAUGGGUUUUUAUAUUAAAUAAAACAUCAAUUGUCUUGUAUAUUUUGAUAAGCAACAAUACCAGCUUUCCUUUGUUAAGCAGCUUGUGGCAUUGGAGGGGGAAAAGGAUUCCAUAUUGUUCAGAUGACAUGAUGUUAUAAAUGCAAAGAAGUUGAAAUAUUAAAGAAACUAUUUUCUAA